Messenger RNA from Eriocheir sinensis (Chinese mitten crab), 915 nucleotides. Its product is annotated as nuclear cap-binding protein subunit 3-like. Lineage: Eukaryota; Metazoa; Arthropoda; Malacostraca; Decapoda; Varunidae. The transcript is spliced from 2 exons. The coding region runs from base 258 to 776 and encodes 172 amino acids. The record is from RefSeq and is a predicted model, not a curated record.
AAAAAAACAGCCACAAAGGAGGGCAUGGGUCUCGCGCCACUAACAGACAGCGAUCAACAAUGCGUCCGAAAUUCUGGGCGAGGGAAGUCAGCAGGGCCUUGUGUUCCUGCUGCUUCUGCUCCUGCUGCCCGACCCUCAGUGAAGGGUCGCAAGCGUGUGAUGGUGUGGGCGGUGGGCGGCCCCCGUGAGCGGCGGGCGGGGGCGCAGCGCCCCUGCUGUGUCUCCCCGCCUCUGCCCCGCCCAGCCUCCGCCAAGUGAUGAACCGCUGGCCGGAGGGGCUCCAGCAGAGCGCCGUCGGCGGCGACGGGCCGUCCCGCCCCCCCGGCAGACGCCACCGCCUGCAGGGCGUCUAUGAUGGCCCCGAGACGGCGGCGGCGCUGGCCUCCCUGCGCGCCCCGCCCGACGCUGAUCGGGAAAACACCGAUGACUCCGGCAUGGGCGCCGACUUGGAGACUGACGACCGUGGUCCCAACGGCAGGGAGGCCAGUGCCGACGACGAUGACGACGACGAUGAGGACGAGGAGGAAAGUGAGACGGAGACGGAGACUGAGAGCGAAAACGAGCCUCCCAGGGCUCGCCGGCGAAGUAGCGUGGGCGUUGAGCGGCAGCGACGGCCGUCCUACACCUGCUACCAUAGCGCCCCGCUGCCCCGCGGGGCCGUGCUGCGCGUGGGCCGCCGCCCGCGGCCGCGCCCGCCCCGCACCCUGGACAUGAGACAGCUGGCGGCGGGCGCCACCGUCAUGCUGGCGCCGCUCACUCCGGAGCUGCUCAGGUAACGCGCCGCGGCGCCCCGGGGAUGCACCGUAGAGGCUGGGCUAUGGCAUGAUGCUCGCGGCUGGCUAACACUGCUUCUCAUGGCUUAGCGAUUUUAGAGCGGUAGAUGCACCACCACCUGCACCGCACCACCAUACUCAC